UCGUAGUAAGACGGGGUGAUUUACGCGCUUAAACACAUGUCGUUGGAGUCGCCCACAUUUCAAGCCACCUUGGCUCAGCCCUUAAAUUUUGGACAUAUUUUGGAAAUUUGCGGAAAAACCCAACAAAAUGCCAAAAGCAUCUCUAUCAACUUUGGCCGCAUCAAAUCGGAUUCCGAAGCCAGUAACGAUUUGGAUCUUCAAAUUCUAAUGGACUUUGUGAAAAAGCAAAUAAUAUUUACUCAAAUUUCAUAUACCGACUGCAACAGCGUGGUUACCAAAGAGCUAAUGUUAGCAGAAUUUCAAAACGAGUUCAAAUUUUAUAUCAUGAUGGCCGAAACUAAAUAUUUUAUAGCGCUCAAUAAUAAAACAUUUGCCAGCUUCAAAUACAACCAGAAUUUAGCAAAACUACAAAUCCAGAAAGUAGAAAUUUCAGGAAACUUGCAAUACCUUAAACAACUGGAUCAUCAUAAAUAUUUUCCCCAAACCUGGCCGCCUAUACAAGUAAUCGAAGAUUAUUUGGAAUUCAGCAAUGACCAGCCCAUGUCUUUCAAACCCGGCCAUAUAAUGACAAUCACAGCAUGUUUGCAAGGCAGCAGCAAUGGUAGAUUUGUAAUACAGUUCCGCCAUGCCCGGGACAAUAAACGCCAGGAGCUGCAUGUGAGUGUGCGUUUUGAUAGCAAAAAAAUUAUUAGAAAUUCAAAAUGCCGUCAAGCAGACGACAAAUUGGUAUUUGAUGACAAAGAGGUUGAUGGUUUUAUUUUCUUAUCUUCUAGAUUUGGCCAGGAACUGAUUGAUAAUGCUGCCCCCUUUCCAUUUACAGAUUUCAGCAAACCUUUUAAAUUGGCUGUAGCUUUUUGUGAAACUGAAUUUCGUUUAGCUAAAGAUGGCCGAUAUAUGUGUAACUUCGCAUAUAGAUCACCGAAUAUAUUGCCUUUCGUAAUGGGUCCGAAAAUAUUUGGCACGAAUGGUGUCAAUGUCAGAGUUUGGGGCAUAGAACACUUGCCUUUAGAGGAUGGCCAGUGUAAAGAUUUUGAAAAGUAUUCUUCAUUAUGAUAGACAUUAAGGAAAUUUAAACUCUUAUAAGUAAGAAUCUCAAUUUUUUACUACAUACUAUUAUUUAAGCCAUUAUUAUUAAAGCCAUUCAUAAAGAAA
Calliphora vicina (urban bluebottle blowfly) is the source of this 1152-nucleotide messenger RNA. RefSeq lists its product as uncharacterized. Gene Ontology annotation, molecular function: carbohydrate binding. NCBI's taxonomy places the organism in Eukaryota, Metazoa, Arthropoda, Insecta, Diptera, Calliphoridae. The transcript has 3 exons. The record is from RefSeq and is a predicted model, not a curated record. The coding region runs from base 37 to 1053 and encodes 338 amino acids.